ACUCCACUCCAUAAAGCUGUUUUAAAUGGUCAUAUAGAAGUUGCUAGACUCUUGGUAAAGCAUGGUGCAAAUGUAAAUGAUAAAAACCAUUUAAAGGUAACUCCAUUAGAACUAGCCAUUAGGGUAAAUAGAAUUUGGUGUGUAGAGAUAUUAAUUCAAUGGGGCGCAGAUUUAAAUGUUGUUGACAAGAAUGGUAGAUCUCCACUUCAUUGGGCAAUUUAUUUAGGUGAUCCAAAGUUAUUGGCAAUUUUAAUUAAAUAUGGCUAUAAACUCUUUACGUUUGACGACCUUAACCAAACUCCACUCCACAAGUCAGUAAUUAAUGGAAAUAUGAAGCUUUUAGAACUAUUAAUGUCCCGUGGUGCUAGUAUUAAUUGUAAU
Molecule: messenger RNA, 381 nt
Organism: Dictyostelium purpureum
Lineage: Eukaryota; Evosea; Eumycetozoa; Dictyosteliales; Dictyosteliaceae
Exons: 2
Molecular function (GO): protein binding
Source: RefSeq, a predicted model, not a curated record